Ailuropoda melanoleuca (giant panda) is the source of this 1510-nucleotide messenger RNA. RefSeq names its product diphosphoinositol polyphosphate phosphohydrolase 3-beta. NCBI's taxonomy places the organism in Eukaryota, Metazoa, Chordata, Mammalia, Carnivora, Ursidae. The record is from RefSeq and is a predicted model, not a curated record. Gene Ontology annotation, molecular function: endopolyphosphatase activity; diphosphoinositol-polyphosphate diphosphatase activity; bis(5'-adenosyl)-hexaphosphatase activity. Gene Ontology annotation, biological process: diadenosine pentaphosphate catabolic process; adenosine 5'-(hexahydrogen pentaphosphate) catabolic process; diadenosine hexaphosphate catabolic process. The coding region runs from base 206 to 700 and encodes 164 amino acids. Gene Ontology annotation, cellular component: cytoplasm; nucleus. The transcript has a single exon.
GCACGAGGGACGAACUGACUGACGUACCUCGCCCGCCCCUGCCCCGCCCCUGCCUCAUAUCGCCCUGGGCUCCCGGGGCUCACUUCUGGAGCGCCUUCUCUCCCUGCGGCUCUCUUCAGCCCUUUCUCUCCCCGGCACCUCAGGCGUCGGCGGCGGCGACCCCAGCAGCAGCAGCACUGAGCGACGCGAGCGGGCGGCCGAGACGAUGAAGUGCAAGCCGAACCAGACGCGCACCUACGACCCGGAGGGGUUCAAGAAGCGGGCGGCGUGCCUUUGCUUCCGGAGCGAGCGCGAGGAUGAGGUGCUGUUAGUGAGCAGCAGUCGGUACCCUGACCGCUGGAUCGUGCCGGGCGGGGGCAUGGAGCCCGAGGAGGAGCCGGGCGGUGCGGCAGUCCGAGAGGUGUUCGAAGAGGCGGGAGUCAAGGGGAAGUUAGGCCGGCUCCUGGGCAUUUUCGAACAGAACCAAGACCGCAAGCACAGAACGUACGUGUACGUACUGACCGUCACUGAGAUUCUGGAAGAUUGGGAAGAUUCGGUUAGCAUCGGGAGGAAGCGAGAGUGGUUCAAAAUCGAAGAUGCGAUCAAGGUUCUCCGCUGCCACAAGCCCGUGCAUGCCGAAUAUCUGGAAAAACUCAAGCUGGGCGGUUCCCCAACCAAUGGAAACUCCGCGGCUCCGUCCCUGCCACAGAGCGAUGCCUAGUAUGUACCGCUCCUGCACAGACUUCUGCUUUCCGCCUACCUUAGAAUAAAUAGUGCCCGGAGCGCUCUCAUUCCUUGUGCGGUCUCACGGGGAGGAGGGGGGCUUCUUUUGUCUCCUUGGCAGACCUCUGAAUCACGCUUGCAAACUGUCUCAGUUGCCAGGCACUGUUUUCAGACAAUUUGCACGUUUUUCAGAUGCUUUGAAAAUCGCUGCUUGGUAGCACCGUAACAGAUUUAGGUAAUCCUAAACCACAUGGGUUUUUUUUUUUGUUAUUUUUUUAGGGUGCCUUAACUGCUUGCCCAGGCUUUAGCGUGUGUGUGUGUGUGUGUGUAUGUAUGUAUGUACACGUUGUGGUUUUAUUACAUUGCACACACGUGUGUGUGUGUGCACGUGUGCGUUUUUGGUACCAAUCUUGUGGUUUGUUUUGUAGUUGAACGCCUUUAAAAUCUGAACAUCUUGGUUGUGUGGCAUCUUUAAUUUUUUUUUUCUUAACUUGCUUUCUGUUUCACUGCAUUAGCCCUUGCUAGCAAGCCCUUCUGUGAUGGGAAUUGGUUUAAAGAUAGUUAUAUAUAUAUAUUUAAAAAGUACUUAAGAAAUUUUACAUCUUGUGGUCUUUCCACACUGGGCAAUAAUUUUGUGUUCAGUAAUGUGAUCUCAUUUGCCCUUUUCAGAAGUUUCUUUACUCAUAUCUUCAUGAUUUGAUUUUCAAAAGAAUUUUCACCAGUGGUAUUUUGUUGCUGCUUAUUUGAAAUGGCCAUGUCCCAUAUAGCCCCAAAGUAAUUUAACGAAAUAUUACUUUAUACAGUGAAU